UCUCCCUCUCUCUCCCUCUCUCUCCCUCUCCCCCUUCUCUCUCUCUCUCACACACACACACGCGCGCACACAACACACGCACACAACACUCACGCACACGCACGGAGCAUCCUCCCGUCAGGUCUUCUGGUCCAGCCCCACCCGCGCCUCCUGCUUCCUACAAACCUCCAUCUCUCCCACAAAACACCCCCCUCCCUCCAGCUCCCGGGCCCUCCUUGCCAACCCCCACCCCACUCCCAGGAUGGAGCGGAUCGAGCCAGCCCGGAGUCCCCCGCGGCCGGGGUGACGGCCCCCGCCCCUCUCCCGCCCGGCCCCCGCCCGGAGCACCAUGGGCCCGAGGGUUUCCUUAGGUGCCGGACGCUGAAGAUGACUGAUGCUGGAGCUCUCUGGAGUCAUGGCUUCUUCAAAGCUCCGAGAACCUGCCGAUGAGGUUUUUGACCUGGACUUGGCCGUGCCAGAGACUGUCAGACUGGACAGCAGUUUACACAAAGCCCGGGCCCAGCUGCUGGCCAAGGGCCGCAGACAUCGGCCUUCCCGCUCCAGGCUCCGGGACAGCGCCAGCUCUGCGGAGGAUGGCGAAGGCUCCGAUGGGCCUGGAGGCAAGGUGACCGACGGCUGCGGGAGCCCCCUGCACCGGCUGCGCUCGCCUUUGCACUCGAGUCCGGGGUCUCCGGCUGUGGGCUCGUUCUGCCUGGAUCCUCCGGGGCUGCGGCGCAGCCUAGACGAAGACGAGCCACCACCCUCGCCGCUCACCCGCUACCGGCCACUGCACAACGCCGCUUCGCACGAGGGCCUGGCCGCCGCCUCCAGCUCUCCACCUCGCUCGGCGCCCUCCUCCGACAGCUCGCCCAGCUUUGUACGCCGCCACCUGCGAGCAGAGCCGCACAGCGAAGAUGACAGCCGAGAUGCCAGCCCACCUGAGCCUGCCAGCCCCACCAUUGGCCUGGACAAGAAGACUCGCCGGAAGUUCCUGGACCUGGGGGUCACCUUACGCCGAGCAUCCACUAGCAAGAGCCGGAAGGAGAAGGGCAGCAACCGCCUGUCCAUGGGCAGCAGGGAGUCGGUGGAGGGGUCCAGCAGGUCAGGGGGCUCCCCGUUCCUGCCCUUUUCCUGGUUCACGGACAGCGGCAAGGGCUCGGCGUCCUCUGGCAGCACCACCUCCCCUGCCUGCUCCCCUAAACACGAGAGCUUCAGCCCUAAGAAGUCAGCUUCUCAGGAAUCCACCCUGAGCGACGACUCCACGCCCCCCAGCAGCAGCCCCAAGAUCCCGAGCGGCCCCCGGCAGGAGGCCAAGUGCUCCUACCCCUACCACACGCUGUCCCAGUCUUCGGACGAGUUCCUGGAUGAGCCUCUCCCCACGAUCCACCACUGGACCAGUCAGCAGGUGGGCCAGUGGCUGCACAGCCUCAACCUGGAGCAGUACGCCGCUGAGUUUGCCGCGCGGCAGGUGGACGGGCCGCAGCUGCUGCAGCUGGAUGGAAGCAAACUGAAGAGCCUGGGGCUCAGCAGCUCGCAUGACCGGGCGCUGGUGAAGCGGAAGGUGAAGGAACUGGCGGCGGCUGCUGAGAAGGAGCGCAAGGCCCAGGAGAAGGCUGCACGGCAGCGCGAGAAGCUCCGGCGCAGGGAGCAGGAGGCCAAGAAGAGCUAGAGGAACGUGAGGCGGGCACGGCGCCCAGGCACGGGCAGCUACCGGCUCGGCGGGCACAGGCCUCCCCAGGGAAGCAGGGCCCGGGCGCCCAGCUUGGGCUGGCCUGGCCCCACGCUCUCAGGGGUACUUGCCCUCUCUCACCUCGUCACCCUGGACCAAGAUCCCCCAGAAAGGGAGACCCCAGGGAGAGGGCCCAGUAAUAAAUCAAUUUCGAGGACUUCCGGCACGGAGUUCCUGGGGGAGGUAGCGGAUUAUGGGAAGAGGGCAGAGGGGCGAGGGCUGAAGCCAGUCCAGGAGCCCAGAGGCCCCUGGGUCGGUCUGACGCUCUGUCCUGGGGUCACAGUGGUGCGGGGGCGGGCAGUGAGCUGGGACGCCUGCCUGUCAGCCCUCCAGAGGCCCUGCCAUGGGGCCAGGGACCCAGGGCUCAGAGGGGGCUGAGCCUCUCGGCAGGAGUAGGCGGAUGGAGACGUUCCUCUCCAGCUCUCCAGGGUGGCUGUGUGUGGGGAGAGCUCCGCUCUGUUCCCGGGGAGGCUGGUGGGCUUGGCAGCACGCUGCACUCAGAGUAGACUCCCGGUCUGCCUCCUCAACAGGAGAGCAGAGGAAGCAGCAUGAUCAUCCCACACGGUCUUUGUAGGACUUCAGGAGAAGGGAGGGUGAAGCCCUCCUUCUUUUCCCCUUCCCCAUCCUGUGGUCCCAAUGGCGAGGCGACAUCCCUACGGGCCUGCCCCUCCUGGGGCCCCGUCAGGCCCAAGCCUUGGCCCACUAAGGCAGGCCCACCUCUCCUCCUGCCCUCAGAAGGCACCUGAGCCCUCCCCCCUGGGCUCAGAACAAACUUAGGAGCUGGCAGAGAUGAAAGCACCCCCUACCAAUGCACCGAUGCCUGUGCGGGCCUGAACUGGGGAAUCCUCACCGGAGUCAGGCAGAGGCAAAUCCAGGAAGGGUUUGCAGGCCCUCCCCCACCCACCCUGGCCCCAGCGAGGUCUCAUUGAGCUCCUGAACUGGAAGUUGCAAGCUCUGACUACAAGGAGGGGUGGGGCCAGCCCAACCCCUGUGGGCAUGGAGCUAUCCCAGCAGCCUGUGGGUGGCAUCCGUCCUUGUAGGGAGGGCGAAUCAGGUAUGGUGCUGGCCAGCAGCUAGCCCAGCUUCUGGAGCACUGGCCAGUUACCAAUGGGGCCUCUGAUUAGAAGUCCCCUUCCACAUGCCCUCCCAUCAGCCUGGGGCAGUAGACAGGACCCAGUGCAUGCUGACUCCCCUCGUUCCUGCCCAGGGCCUAUGGCUUGAGGGCCACCCCUGUCCCUGAGACCCAGCCCUUUCCUCUUUGCCUUCUGGGCUGGGAGAGGGGCUUUUGAGGGGGACUGAGAUAGAGGGAAACUGAGAUAUGGGGGCACCAGGCAUGACCCGGGCCCAGCGGAGGGGCUGGAGGGAAGGUUGGAGGGCACCGGGGUCCUUGAAACUACCGGGAGCCGGUGGGUGCCCACGUGCAUGUGAAGGGGGGAGGCAGUACUGAGUUUCUUUCAAUAAACACUUACGACGUGCCAGUGAUCUGUCUGUCUGUCUGUCCUAGGCAGGGGCUGGCUGGGGGCGGGGCUGCGCUGCGCCCCGAGUGUGGCGGGGUGACUGUGCUGUCGGGCGUCUGUCCUGAGCGGGCGGCUGUGCGGCUGCUACUGCUGCGCUCAUGG
Phyllostomus hastatus (greater spear-nosed bat) is the source of this 3327-nucleotide messenger RNA. It is a transcript of the gene SAMD14, whose product is annotated as sterile alpha motif domain containing 14. The record is from RefSeq and is a predicted model, not a curated record. Lineage: Eukaryota; Metazoa; Chordata; Mammalia; Chiroptera; Phyllostomidae. Gene Ontology annotation, biological process: actin filament organization; neuron projection development; calcium-mediated signaling. The transcript is spliced from 10 exons. Gene Ontology annotation, cellular component: dendrite; cytoplasm; actin cytoskeleton. Gene Ontology annotation, molecular function: actin filament binding. Bases 374 to 1648 code for a protein of 424 amino acids.